Triticum aestivum (bread wheat) is the source of this 1476-nucleotide messenger RNA. RefSeq lists its product as uncharacterized. Lineage: Eukaryota; Viridiplantae; Streptophyta; Magnoliopsida; Poales; Poaceae. The record is from RefSeq and is a predicted model, not a curated record. The coding region runs from base 1 to 1476 and encodes 491 amino acids. The transcript has a single exon.
AUGGAGGUUGUCAAAUCUGCAGUUGUUGGCGAACUUGUGAGCCGGUUCAUCUCCUUCCUGAUGAACAAGUACCACUCCAACAGCCAUGCACAAUCAGAGAAGGUGGUGGAGAGGUUGCAGCGCCUCCUGAUGAGAGUCAGCACAGUCGUUGAGGAGGCAGAUGCGCGGUACAUAACCAACUCUGCGAUGCAGUUGCAGCUCAAGAUGCUCUCGGAGGCCAUGUAUCGAGGAUACAGUGCGCUGGACACCUUGCGGCACCGAACCAUCCAAGACAGUGCAGGCUUUGAUGAGGUUAGCAUCAACGACUCAUCUUGCAGCAACUUGUAUUUAGACAUUCCCCUCAAGCGUUCUCGAACAACUGAGAAGAAUGACAAGACCAUGCGCCUUGAGUCUCAUGAUUCCUUGGAAAGCUUAGAAGUCGUAGUUGCUAACAUGACAGAAUUUGUUAUGCUUCUGGGUGGAUGUGAACGCAUGUCUCGUAGACCAUAUGAUGUGUAUCUUUACACUGAAAAUUUCAUGUUCGGCCGACACGCUGAGAAGCAAAAACUGUUGAGCUUCUUGUUGCAGCACAACAAACCUCCUGGUGAUCAUGCACCAGCCGUUCUUCCAAUCAUAGGAGGUGCUGCAAUUGGAAAGAAGACAUUGGUUGCUCAUGUGUGCAGCGACGAAAGGGUUCGCUCGCGCUUCUCCUCUAUUUUGCACUUGAAUGGAGACAGCCUUUUGAAGGUACUUGACCAUGGCAGGACCAUGGAAGGGAUGAUCUUGGUAGUUAUUGAGUUUGCUUCUGAUGUGGGUGACGAUGAUUGGAAAAAGUUACACUCACUUCUCAUAACAAUGGGCAGAGGAAUCAAGAUCAUCAUUGUAAGUAAACUUAAACGAUUAGCCCGGUUUGGAUCGGUGAAACCGAUUUUCCUAAGUAUUCUCUCUUACGAUGAGUUGAGGUAUCUUUUCAAGACACUUGCAUUUGGAAGCGUAGACCCGGCGGAACACCCGCGACUAGUACAAAUAGCAGAUCAAUUUGCCAAGGUAUUGCACAGUGCGCAAGCUUCACUUGUCACAAUAAAUAAGGUCGCAGAUGUAUUGAGUAGGAACCUCGAUGCUCAGUUUUGGCGUUGCAUAUUGGACAAGGGGAUAAAAAUGGCUAAAAGAAACCUCUCCAUACAUGGUGUGCACCCGAGAAUUCUUAUAGAACAAGGUCAUCCAGUGGACAUUAGUCACAUGACAGACCUUGCUUCACAUCCACUUAGCAUGAUACCUUAUACAAUUAAUGCUUCAAUCGAGAAACAACCAAGUGUGACAUUUGGGGAACUUCUAACAGAUCCUAGUGUUAGACCAAAAGGAGACUUCAUUCUAAUUUCAUGGGAAUCAAGGAUACCCCCUCAUAAAUCAUUUGUUCAUUUCGUUACAAGUCGUGCGCAGGAUACACAUGAAGCUAGUGCCGUGCCAGGGAGGAAGCGACGAGGAGUGCCAGUCUAA